Molecule: messenger RNA, 2686 nt
Organism: Cinclus cinclus
Lineage: Eukaryota; Metazoa; Chordata; Aves; Passeriformes; Cinclidae
Gene: CREBZF
Product: CREB/ATF bZIP transcription factor
Exons: 2
Coding region: 1-933 (310 amino acids)
Source: RefSeq, a predicted model, not a curated record
AUGCGCCACAGCCUCACGCAGCUGCUGGCGGCCUCGGCCGGGGGGGCCAGCCCCUCGGGCGCCGUCUGGCCGCUGGCCGGAGCGGGACAGGCCCCGAGAGGGCGGGAUGGCGGCGGGGAAGGGGACACGGGCCACGCGCGGCCCAAAGCGCAGCCGCCGCCGCGGCGGGAGCCCCCGGGUGCCUCGGAGCCGCGGCGGCAGGAGAAGGAAGCCGAGGCGCCCGGCGGUCCGCUGGAGGUGUGGGAGCAGGAGGACUGGUUCCCCGGGCUGGAGCUGGGAGACCUGCUGGAGGCGGCCCGGCCGGACUGGGACCUGGAAGCUGAGCUGAGCGGCUGCUUCUGUGGGGACGCGGAGCCGCUGCCCGCGCCUGGCCAGGGCCCGCGGCCGGCGGCGCCUGGGCGGAAGAGCGGCGGGGCCGGGAGUCGGCUGAAGGCGGCGGCGGCGGCGCGGUUGAACCGGCUGAAGAAGAAGCAGUAUGUGCUGGGGCUGGAGAGCCGCCUACAGGGCCUGGCUACCGAGAACCGGCAGCUGCGGGACCGCAACCGCGGCCUGAGCCGCCGCCUGCGAGAGCUGGAGCGGGAGAGCAGCUACUUGCGGGCUGUGCUGGCGAACCAGAGCGCGCUCGGGCAGCUCCUGAGCCGUCUGGCCGGGACCCGCGCCGGCGGGCUGCAGCUCAGCACCAGCCUCUUCAGGGACACGGGCAGCCCCCGCCGCCAGCACCAGCACCUCCGGCCCGCCGGCGAGAGCAGCGACCACGACUACGCCCUGCCCAGCUCCCGGCCCCGCGGCCUGGAGGAGGCGGCGGCGGGGACUGAGACGGAGGAGGAGUGGGCGGCCCCCGGCGGGAUCUGCCUGCACGUGGACCGGGAUCAGGUGUCGGUGGAGUUCUGCUCCAUCUGUGCUCGGCGGGCAGCGGCCUCCUUCAAAAUGUAGGGUCAAGUACCUGCUGGAAGUACUCGUGGGGUUCUCACCCGUAAGGGCCUCGCGUCGCGGCGGAGGAAGCAGGCAAUGGUGCGGAGGAAAAGAAAUCCAUACAGUGGUGAUGGGGUGGUAUUGGGGGAGAUGCAAAGGAGGGGAACCUGGCGCUUACUUAAGUGGCCAGGGUAACAAAAAAAAAAAAAAAUCUCUGGAACGGCACGCUGGGAGCCAGACGGUGGCCUUGGUUUAAGGUCCUGUAAAUCUGGCAUGUGGACGGUAGUGGUGUGAGCCUGUUUGGCGAUGGGAGUCGCGCAGAGCUGUGUGCAGCAGUGCGACAGUGGUCGUGCAGACUGACACGGUGCCGCCAGAGCCCGUUCGCAGCACUUGGGUGAAAAGAUCAUGCCGACUUGAUGCAUGAAGGUGUGCUCGGCUCCACUUCGCAGUAAAGAUAAUGCUGACUACCCGGUCUUGAGUCAGAUAAUGUCUAGCCUGCUUAUCCUGAGGAGCUGAAAAUGCUUGCUUAGAAAACCAAACAAAAACUCCAUUAUGACAUCGUCACUGGACAGACUUAAGAAAAUAGUAAUGAUCGGCAAAAGAAAGCAUGCAUAUGAAAUUAUACUGCAUCUCAGUUAUACAUUACUAUUAAAACCUCUCUGACAGUUUCUCUUUUAGGUGGUUGCCCUGCCAGGCUCCGUUGUGUAGGGGUUAAAGAACAGUCGUUUUCCACCUCGCAACCUGUGGAUUCAGCUGUGUUGGGGCGGAAGAGACGGGACCAGCUGCUGGCCACAUUUCCUGCUUUAUUUUAAAAGGUAGUAUAAGAAAUGAGAAUAAAGAGGGCUUUUGCUGUCUUCGGUUAAAAAAAAAAAUUGAAUGCUGGGAUUAUUUACUGUCGUCCAAGAUGAUUUUUCUUAUAAGGCAAUAUUCUAUCAAACAGGUUUUUCUCCACUGUAUGCAGAAUUCCGUCUGUUCAGGGGAUAUUGACAGCAUAAAAGAGACUUAGUGGGAUUAAUAGACUUAGAUUUACACUUCUGUGGUGGAAUCAACAGGGCUGUUCAAAGUUUCAAUCUUGGGUAACUCCGCUGUAACUGAUGGGUUAUACCAGUGCACAGGAGUCAGAGUUAACCACCAGGACCUGCACUGACUGAUAUGCAAAAUGGAAAUAACUUAGAUUCAACCUACUCUCAACCUGCCUUGCUCAGGCUUCAUGAACAUGCUUUAUUUUGCAGUUUAAUGUGCUUGAGGAAAAGAGAAACACUAAUGCAGCAAGCAUGGGAUGUUCCAGUGGCGUUUUUACGGUUACUUCAGUGUAGGAGUGUUAUUUUAAGUUAAUUUAAACAUGCAUUCUUUCUUGUUGCAUCACUGCUGAAUGGCAGGAUCAGGGACAGUUCUUCUGGCCUGUGCUGUGAACCUGCACAAUGCUCUGUCGUGACACGACCCGUGGCUGUGUCUGAGAGCAGCUGAUUUUCUGACAUGCAAAAUCAUGUAUUGUGGUACAAGAACAAGGUCAAGUCCCAAGAAAGUCAGUGGCUGCAGGCAUUUCUAGUGCCUACUGAAUCAUAUUUAAACCAAAUAGAAGGGAGGAAGUUAUUUGAAACUCUAACCAACUGUACUAUCUGUAUGGUGUAUUAUUAAUGUAGCUUUUUGAAGUGAAAGCCUUGAAAUGACAUAACUUAAUACUUGAAAAUAUAUUGUAAAUGUUUCUUUGUAAUUAUGUGCCAUUCAGAUAAGAAUACAAUAUCAUAAUAAAAUGAGACUUGUUGAUCUUUCA